Messenger RNA from Mangifera indica (mango), 2058 nucleotides. RefSeq names its product rust resistance kinase Lr10-like. Bases 84 to 1901 code for a protein of 605 amino acids. Gene Ontology annotation, molecular function: protein kinase activity; ATP binding; polysaccharide binding. The record is from RefSeq and is a predicted model, not a curated record. Gene Ontology annotation, biological process: protein phosphorylation. The transcript is spliced from 2 exons. Lineage: Eukaryota; Viridiplantae; Streptophyta; Magnoliopsida; Sapindales; Anacardiaceae.
CCACUCAUAUGUCGUAGCCUGUGUCUUAAAAGAUAAUUUGAAACUGUACUUUCCAAGUCUGGUUUUUCUCUCUGUUUCUCUAAAUGUCUCUGGUGUCCUUCAUCGUCUUCCUUCUCUUACCUUACUCAUCAAUAGCCAAAAACACAUCAGUUGUAAACAAUGAUCAACAUCCAUAUAAAUUCUGUCAGCCAACAAAGUGCCGAGAAAACGGCCCAGAAAUCAGAUUUCCCUUUAGGCUCAAGACUCAACCAGUCUCUUGUGGCCUCGAAGGGUUUGAAAUGUCAUGUUCAGAUGGCGAGACUAUGUUGCAUCUUCCUUUCUCAAGCGGUUACUUUGUGGAAGACAUUUCUUAUCUGGACAGACAUAUUACCAUUAUGUAUAUGAAUGACACCACUUGCCCAAUACAAAGUCUUAUCUCUCUUAACCUCACAAGCUCCAAAUUCUCCCUCCUUUAUAGUAAAUACGCUCCGACGACAACUUUUUUGAUCUGCAAAAUGAAGCUUACAUGGGCAGAUUCUGUUCUGGGUCCGUAUGAUUGCAUGAGUGAUGAGGGAAAUUUUGUUUAUGGAAUGGUUGGCAUGUUCCAUGCGAAUACAGACUACGGGAUGCCCACAGUUUGCCACAGGUACAAGAGUACUAAUAUUUCGUAUUAUUAUUGGGAUCUGUACAAUCAAACUGAAAAGAUAGUCAUAGAAUGGGAAGUCCUUGACGGAUGCUACAACUGUGAAAAAUCAGGGAAAUAUUGUGGCUUCAACCCAACAAGCAAUUCAACAAUCUGUAUCAAGCACAAAGAUUAUCAUCGUCAUGGUCAUCUAGUUAAAAUUGAGGUGUCUACCGCCACAAGUUUUGGAGGCAUUUUCUUCUUUACACUGGUAAUACUUGUUCUUUACAAAUCCAGGAAAUCAGAAAAGGAAAAAGAAACUCAGCUGAAAAUAGAGAAGUUCCUGCGAGACUACAAGACCCUCAACCCGACCAGAUAUACUUACAGGGACCUGAAGAAAAUAACUGGCAGAUUCAAGCACAGACUAGGCCAAGGAGGGUACGGAAGUGUCUUCAGAGGAAAACUCGCCAAUGGAAUCCCAGUUGCUGUUAAAAUGUUACAACAUUCAACAGGACAUGGUGAAGAAUUUAUCAAUGAAGUUGCUACAAUUGGUAGGAUUCACCAUUUUAACAUUGUUCGUCUUCUUGGAUUUUAUUCAGAAGGCACUCGGCGUGCUCUUAUUUAUGAGUUUAUGCCCAAUGGAUCACUUCAGAAAUUCAUAUUCUCAAGCAUAAAAAAUUCAACUCAACGUCAAUUGAGUUGGGAGAAGUUGCGAGAGAUAGCGAUCGGUAUUGCACAAGGAGUCGAAUACUUGCACCAAGGAUGCAAUCAAAGGAUUCUUCAUUUUGACAUCAAGCCUCACAAUAUAUUACUUGACCAUAAUUUUCAGCCAAAGAUUUCCGAUUUUGGGCUGGCCAAGCUAUGCUCAAAGGAACAAAGUGUUGUAUCAAUGACAGCUGCCAGAGGAACUACUGGUUAUAUUGCUCCAGAGCUUUUCUCCAGGAACUUUGGCGAGGUUUCUUACAAGUCUGAUGUUUUCAGCUAUGGGAUGGUGUUAUUAGAGAUGGUUGGAUGCCGAAAGAAUAUUGAUAUUUCCAUUGAAAAUCAAAGCCAAAUUUACUUCCCUGAGUGGAUAUAUAACAGAGUGAGCCAAGGAAACGAGCUGUGUUUGAAAAUUGAGGGAGAUGGAGAUGGAGAAAUUGCAAAGAAGCUUGCAAUCGUGGGACUCUGGUGCAUUCAGUGGAAUCCAGCAAUGAGGCCUUCCAUGCCGAUUGUGUUACAAAUGCUUGAAGGUGACUUGCAGAGCUUGGAGAUUCCUCCAAAGCCCUUUGUUUCUUCAGAUGAUGAAAUGGAUACAUAAAUGCAUUCUUUUUCUUGUAAUAUCCCAAUUGAAACAGAGUGUAUCGAUUUUUCGAUUGAUUAUUGUGUAAGGUUUGACUUUUAGUUAUGAGCAAUGUUAUGUGCAACAUAAUUAGAUACUUAAAUGUUGUGACAUUAUAUGAUUGAGUGUUAUUUUA